Messenger RNA from Dunckerocampus dactyliophorus (ringed pipefish), 3725 nucleotides. RefSeq names its product phosphatidylinositol-4,5-bisphosphate 4-phosphatase 2 (gene pip4p2). Gene Ontology annotation, cellular component: lysosomal membrane; phagocytic vesicle membrane; plasma membrane. Gene Ontology annotation, molecular function: phosphatidylinositol-4,5-bisphosphate 4-phosphatase activity. NCBI's taxonomy places the organism in Eukaryota, Metazoa, Chordata, Actinopteri, Syngnathiformes, Syngnathidae. The coding region runs from base 868 to 1635 and encodes 255 amino acids. The transcript is spliced from 8 exons. Gene Ontology annotation, biological process: phosphatidylinositol dephosphorylation. The record is from RefSeq and is a predicted model, not a curated record.
GCAGGGGGGAGAACCCUGAGCCCCACUCGUCGGUCCAGUCUGCCUGGUCCGGGUCUCCGGAGAUUUGAAGGUCAAGAGGGGACGUAGCAACAUGGACGCUGAAGCCCAGCAGGAGCCAGGACCCCCAAAUGGACCCCCACAGCAUUUCUGAGAGGAAAGCGAAGGAUCAAUGUUGGUUUCCUGCUACGCUCCUGAGUGCCUGAAGUCAUCGGAAAGAAUGAGCAACAAGCCGGACAGCGCCCCCCCCCGUCCCAAACAAAGUGGAUCUAACGAGGAGCAGCUUGUCUGCAAGGAAAGUUCUCGUACGUUUGGGCAAUUCUUGCCUCUAAAGACUGAAAUGUCUCUUUUCUUUGGUCAUGGAAGCGUAAAUCCUACAGCAUACUGACGAUACUUUAUUUCUGAACAUAUUUGUUUUGCUUUUCAUGUAAUUGUUUUUGUCUCUCACGGCGUCCAUAAAAAUGACAAGCACAUACGUCAUGACACAUGACUUUGCUCGUUUGUGAUACAGUGACAUCUGGCGGUGAAACCGUAAAACUGCAACCUGGUCAUAUGAAGCGGUGACAUCCAGCGGUGAAGCCGUGAAACUGCAUCCAUCCGGAUUUAUUUUUAGUUUUUUGAACAAAAGACAAGCGUACAAAUGAGGUAAACAAAAAAAGCAUAUUUAGUAGCGUUUCCUGUUUUGUUUUCUGUGCGCAUGCGCGACCUCCCAAAAGGCCGGUCCCUCUUCCACGAAGCUCCUCCCCCGCCCCCUCCCAGGCCGCCGCCACCCGGCUCUGUUGGACUGGACCGGAGCGAAUCGAUCGGCUUCAAGCAUCCGCUGCUGGUUCUUCCUCGUCCUCGCCCAGGGUUCGGGUGUCCGGUCCAAGCAUGGCCUCCGACGGCAUGGACGAACGAUCCCCGUUGCUGUCCACCCCCAACUCGGAGACCCCCGGCGCGCCUCCGUACCUGCAGGAUCCCAGCCCCCGAGCCGAGCUCCCGCCUCCCUACACGGCCAUCGCCAGCCCGGACGCGGGCGGCGUGCCGGUCAUCAACUGCCGGGUGUGCCAGUCGCUCAUCCAUCUGGACGGAAAGCUGCACCAGCACGUGGUGAAGUGCACGCUCUGCAACGAGGCCACGCCCAUCAAGAACCCGCCCACGGGGAAGAAGUACGUGCGGUGUCCCUGCAACUGCCUGCUCAUCUGCAAAGACACGUCCAGGAGGAUAGGAUGUCCUCGACCCAACUGCAGACGCAUCAUCAACCUCAGCCCGGUGAUGGUCGUUCCUGAGGAGCAGCCCGCUCAGCCCGCCCUGCCCAUCCAGCCUGAGGGGAUGCGGGUGGUCUGUGGUCACUGCGGCAACACCUUCCUGUGGAUGGAGCUACGCUUCAACACGUUAGCCAAGUGCCCCCACUGCAAAAAAAUCUCGUCGGUGGGCAGUGCGCUCCCUAGGAGGCGCUGUUGUGCUUACAUCACCGUAGGAAUGAUCUGCGUCUUCAUUGGCGUGGGCCUAACUGUUGGUACGCGGGACUUUGCGCGGCGCUACAACGCCACCUACGUGUCGUGGGCCUUUGCGUACCUGCUGGGUCUCAUCUGCCUGGUCCGGGCCUGCUACUGGGGGGCCAUCAAGGUCAGCUACCCGGAGAACAGCUUUGCUUAACGCCCCUCCUCCCCUCACCUCACCGGUGUCCAAAUGUCCUCUUGGACCCGGCAAGGAGCUUCUUUUGGGUCAGUCCGUCCUACGAAACCACGGUUAGCAUCUUUUUGUAAGGUCAAACAUGGCGGCUGCAGCGAGACGUCUGAUUGGAUGUUGCACUCCUUGGCUUCCUGACCAAAGCGAGACCAACUUUAUUGCUGCUAAUUCCCUCCAUUCUGAUGCAGUACUUCACAGGGGGGAGGGUGGGUCUGCAUACACAGCAGUGAAAAGAUGGGGUCAUCAAUAUGAUGAAUAUAUCAACACGUAUACACGAUGAUGAAAACAUCUUAGCUUUGUCUUCUGCAGUAGGUGAUGAACAUUAAUACCUGAUCAUAGUUUGCCACAGGACUGCAAUCUACUGGUGGUGGUGUGUUGGGGAGGUUGAUGUAAUGACAUCAUCUAAUUUGCAUAAUUGUCUAUGAUGCAUUUGCAUGUAGAUGCUGGAGGAGAGGAAUAACGCUGUGGGACAGUGAGUGUGUGAAAAGCAAGAGAAAUAUGUUCUUUCCACUGCUUCUUUUUGUCUUUUUUUCAUGUCACAAACAAGACGGAGCUGCCACAGCGAGCACCAAAUUCAUGUAUUUUGACAAUAUUCCAAGUGACAAUAAAAAAAACAAACAGCUGUGGUCCCCAAGUGGCCCCUGGACCUCACUUUGGACCACCCCUCCUAUGAACACUGACACCCCAUAACAACUAAACGUCUACUCUGACCCCACCUCCUAAAAUGACUAACAUGUACGCUGAUGACCCCCUCCUAUAACAGUACCCCACCUCCUAAAAUGACUGUGUACAUUCCCCCCCCCCCCCCCACCCACACACACACACACACAAGGACAAACAUGUACUCUGAAACCCACCCAUUACGAUUUUGUACUCUGACACCCCUCCUAUAACAGUACCCUACCUCCCAUUACGACUAACGUGUACACUGAACCCCAUCCUAUAAGGACUAACAUGUACACCGAUGCCCCCUCCCAUAACGACUAACGUGUACACUGAACCCCAUCUCAUAAUGACUAACAUGUACGCUGAUGCCCCCCCUCCCAUAACAACUGACGUGUACACUGGCCUACCUCCCAUAACGACUAACGUGUACACUGAACCCCAUCCCAUAACGACUAAGUUGUACACUGAUGCCCCCCCUCCCGUAACGACUAACGUGUACACUGAACCCCAUCCCAUAAUGACUAACAUGUACACUGUUCCCCCUUCUAUAACAACUAACAUGUACACUGAACCCUCGUCCCAUAACGACUAACUUGUACACUGAUGCCCCCCCUCCCAUAACGACUAACGUGUACAAUGCCCCCAUAAUGACUAACAUGUACACUGAUGCCCUCCCCUCCCAUAACAACUAACAUGUACACUGAACCCCCCUCCCAUAAUGACUAACAUGUACACUGAUGCCCCCCAAUAACGACUAACGUGUACAAUGCCCCCCAUAAUGACUAACAUGUACACAGAAGCCCCCUCCCACAACGACUGUGUUCUCAAAGCAUCCCCCAUAAUGACUAAGAUGUACACUGAACCCCCUCCCAUAAUGACUAACAUGCACACUGAUGCCCCCCCAUAACGACUAACGUGUACACUGACCCCUCUCCUAGAACAACUAACAACUGUGCUCAGACCACGUCCCCCCCCCCCCCCCCCCCCACAACGACUAACGCGCCAACAAGCAACAGGAGCUUUAUGAUUUUUAAUGACCGAAUUGACGACAGCAAUAAUAAUAAUAAUCAUAAUAACCAAUGAUAAUCCCCCCUGCUGCUGUAUGCAUGUUUACACUGGUUUGUGUUGGAUGACUGUUUGUUUUUUAAAGAAUGUAAACCUUCAGCUUUGCUCUGACCUUGGGCCGUACGCUAGCGGAUGGUGAUCAUGUGACACAAUAAUACAUGCUUUGUACAUACUGUACUUCAUGAAGACAUGCGUGGAGGGCAAAGGUUUUUCCAAAUGAUAAUUUAUCAAUAAAAAAGACAAGUGAAUCAUGUUUUUAUUUGAUGGUAUAUUCUACUCUUUAUUCAACAUAAAUACACACCUCUAUGGCAUAAAUACACAAAUGC